This is a messenger RNA of Colletotrichum navitas, 1036 nucleotides long. RefSeq names its product FKBP-type peptidyl-prolyl cis-trans isomerase. The record is from RefSeq and is a predicted model, not a curated record. Gene Ontology annotation, biological process: protein peptidyl-prolyl isomerization. Gene Ontology annotation, molecular function: peptidyl-prolyl cis-trans isomerase activity. The coding region runs from base 146 to 694 and encodes 182 amino acids. Gene Ontology annotation, cellular component: endoplasmic reticulum. Lineage: Eukaryota; Fungi; Ascomycota; Sordariomycetes; Glomerellales; Glomerellaceae. The transcript has 5 exons.
CGGAGAACCGUGCCAUUGAGGCGGCCCGCCAGCUGUUCGUCUCCAAUUCGACCAAUUGACCGCCCAUCUGCCCUUUCCUCAAUCCAUCGUCCACACCUUCAACCACCACCAUCCCGCCUCGCCAUACGCCACGAAAAUACACACAAUGCAGGGCCUCCUUCUCUCCCUUGGCCUUCUGGCCUCCAGCACUGUCAGCUUUGUUGCUGCUGCCGGCCUCAAGAUCGACGUCACCCAGGAGGUCGAGUGCGACCGCAAGACCAUGAAUGGCGACAAGCUCACCAUGCACUACCGCGGCACCCUGCAGGCCGACGGAUCGCAAUUCGACGCCAGCUACGACCGGGGAACCCCCUUCAGCUUCAAGAUUGGCAGCGGCCAGGUCAUCAAGGGAUGGGAGCAGGGUCUGUUGGAUAUGUGCAUUGGCGAGAAGAGAACCUUGACCAUCCCCCCCGAGCUUGGAUAUGGGUCCCGCGGCAUGGGGCCUAUCCCCGCUAGCUCGACGCUUGUCUUUGAGACCGAGCUCGUUGGUAUUGAAGGCGUCCCCAAGCCCGAGAAGAUCGUCAUCAAGGAGAAGGCCUCCAAGGCUGCCGAGGGCGUCGCCGAGAAGGUCGCUGGCAAGGUCGCCGAGGCUGCCGAAGUCGUCAAGACCAUUAUUGCUGACUCCGACUCCGACGCCCAGGAGCACAAUGAGCUGUGAUGGGCGACUCCUGUACAUUGGUGAGGGACGGGAUCUGCAUGCCAUAGAUGAAAGGCAAUCGACGUCUAGCUCGGUGCCAGCACGCGAAUCUGAGCUACACAAAAGCAUUCCCUGGAGAACAAUGGGUGUGUCACGAGAAACAUGAUGUGCCACGACGUUAAAUGAUCUGAGGCGAGCAAUAUACGCAAUCAAGCUGAUCACCACGCUAUUCGCGGCCGACAGUGUAGCUGCCUGUUUCGGACGUGCUAUGUGUGUGCGUGCCUAUUAAAUAUUUGUCCAAGCAUGUCAACCGCCUUCGGCAGCCCUGCGGUAAAACAAAUGUACUUGCAUAUGACGGCCAUU